GAAUCCUGCAAUUUAACCAAUUCAACCUAUCCAUAUAAUCAAGACAAUUGAAUACGUGAGCAUUGAGAAUAUGCCGGACCGUGCCCACACUCCGAAUAGUUUAUACCAGGUGGAGAAUUAUUAUUAUUAUUUUUCUUCUGACGUGUGUCCGAAGAGGAGAAUUCGAUGACAAAAAAAAAAGAAAAGAAAGGACUGAGUCAGGUCGUUGACAGAAAACGGGCAAAGCCAUGCGAGACGAAACUGAAAAUCUUUUCUCUGCAUGUACCUUAUUUGUGCACAGCCACAACUGCGAGUCGGUCUCCCCGAGCCCUACAGAGAACGGAGCAACGGAAGAUGCAGCUGCAGAUCAGGAGCUUCUUUUUCAUUUCUGCAAUGUUUACGUUAUUCGGGGAUUUCCACUCUGUCACAUCAUCAUGGAGCACAACCCCCGUCCUUGCACUUGAUGGUUUCUCCAGUUCGAUUUUGAACCCCACAAGACUCAGUCCCAGAGAGGUUUCUUGACUCAGGGGGAGAACAACAGUGACAAUGAGACAACAGGAUCCCUCCAUCGCAAACAUCGACAUUCGAACCCUCGAUCGGUUUCGGCCCCUUCGUGUCUCAGCUGUCAGAUUCAAAUCUCAUGCACUCCUAAAUUAAUUUGACCAGUCAACU
Molecule: messenger RNA, 651 nt
Organism: Aspergillus versicolor CBS 583.65
Lineage: Eukaryota; Fungi; Ascomycota; Eurotiomycetes; Eurotiales; Aspergillaceae
Exons: 1
Coding region: 166-501 (111 amino acids)
Source: RefSeq, a predicted model, not a curated record